Gastrolobium bilobum is the source of this 1995-nucleotide messenger RNA. RefSeq lists its product as uncharacterized. The record is from RefSeq and is a predicted model, not a curated record. Bases 1 to 1995 code for a protein of 664 amino acids. NCBI's taxonomy places the organism in Eukaryota, Viridiplantae, Streptophyta, Magnoliopsida, Fabales, Fabaceae. The transcript has a single exon.
AUGGGCCCGGGACACGAUGGACACAAUCAGCAACCCCGGCGCGCGCCAGACCCGCAGCGACUUGCCGAGAUCCACCGUCAGGGGCCCAUCGCUCGGGCUCCAGAUGGCGUAACCGGGGUGUACCGAAGAAAAUACAACAGGGGGAAGUACAAUGACAGUCCCUUCGCUGAUGAGAUCGUGGAAGCCCCAUACCCGGAAAAUCUAAAUUUAUCCGAGUUGAUUAAGUAUGGCGGAACACAGGAUCCGCAGGUACACUUGGAUGCCUUUGAUACAACUAUGUACAUCAAAGGGAUAGAGGAACCCUUAAUCACAAGGCUUUUUGCAACUACAUUAACUGGUGCGGCCCAGGCGUGGUUUUCGUCAUUACCGGCGGGAUCUAUCAAAUCCUUUGAGGAGUUUGGUGGGCGCUUCUUACUAAAUUUCGCCACCAGUAAGAAGCAGCCGAAGUCAGAAUUCGCAUUGGGAAAAAUUAAGCAGCAGCCAAGGGAGACAUUACAGAAGUACUUGGAUCGGUUCAAGUUAGUCGCGCUCCAAGUACCCGGGUUGCCAGAAAACGUUCAUUUACACCUGGUGAUAGCCGGGCUACACGGAACAUCCCGGUUAGCUAAAUCAAUAUAUAAGGAUCCGCCUCGGACCUUAGUUGAGUUCAAUACACGUUCCAAAAAAUACCUGGAGCUCGAGCAGAUGGAAUGGGAAAAUAUGGACCAAAGGCAACAGCCUGGUCAGGGAGAAAAGCUCGGGGGCCGACGGAUAAAUGACCUUCGAGGAAAACGGCAGGACGAUAGGCAGCAAGCCAAGGGAAGGUUUGAUAAAUAUGCCCUCUUGAAUUCUCCUCGGUCGCAAAUAUGGCGCGAAGUCGCGUUCACCGAUAUGAAGAAAGUCGAGCGACCUCGGCCAUUACAAAACCAGGCUGGUUUGGAUCGAACCCGGUACUGCGCAUUUCACGACGGUCCGGGUCAUACAACAGAUGAAUGUUGGGAUCUUAGAGAUGCAAUUGAGAAAUACAUUAGAGAGGGGAAGUUGCGGCAGUAUUUGAUCCGUACGCAGGGAUGGAGGAAUAGGAAGAGAAGACGAGGGCGGCUAGGAAGCCCGCCCAAGGAAAGGAAGUUUAAAGAAGAGGGACGAGGUAAGAAGCCGAUUAAAGAAGACGACGAGUUCCAAGAGCCGGAGUUCGAGUGCAACGUGAUCAGUGGAGCUUUUGGCGGUGGUGGCGACACCAUGAACGCACGACGUAAAUAUUUGCGUGAGGUGCUUUCAAUUCGAGAGCGCCCUAAGUUCAAACAGGAAAAGGAACCAGAACAGCCGCUGCUAUACUUCACGAAGAAGGAACUCAAGGAUGUAGUGCCAGGGCAUGUUGAUGGGUUGGUGAUUACAGGAACAUUGGUAAAUUGCAGAGUUAGGAAGAUUUUCCUGGACAAUGGAAGUUGUGCCGAUAUAAUUCUGUGGCACGCAUUUAAGAAGAUGAAUUUAGAUGAAGAAGAUUUGAAGGCUUGCAACACACCUUUAAUUACGUUUAAUGGCCAUAACACUACUCCCAAGGGGUAUAUUGAUCUUCGAUUAACAUUGGGGACUAAGGAGGCAUACAAGUCCGAGAGGGUGAGGUUCAUUGUAGCCGACUUUCCAUCCGAAUACAACGUGAUUUUAGGAAGACCUAUAAUUCAUGCCUGGGACAUGCUAGUCUCAACCAAGCAUCAAAAGUUGAAAAUGAUUGGUAAGCAGGGGACGGUACUUACCAUAGCUGGGGACCAAAAGGAGUCUCGGGAUUGUUAUUUCAGAUCUGUACGGAUGGUGGACCAAGAUCCCAAAGACGUAGCUACGGCUAAACAAGGUGGUUACCAACCUUCGAAGCGGAGCUCGGUUAAUAUGGUGGAAUUGGAUAUGAGAGAUGAAACACAGAUGCCAAGGCCGGAACCUGAAGGCGAGUUAGAGGAGGUAACCGUGGGAGCGCCAGGACAAACAACGAAGAUAGGAAUUGGGUUCAUUCACAGCAGCUGA